UUCCAAUGCCUCAAAGAAGGGCUGCCCUUUAGCAUUCUGCUCAGCAGUUCAUCUAGAACUGGACUUCUUCCACCCACCAACAGCUCAUCUUACAGCGCGUGUUUAGCCACAGUUGUUUUAGAUGGAAGACGAUAUCGCAGCACUCGUAAUCGACAAUGGAUCGGGUAUGUGCAAGGCUGGAUUCGCCGGCGAUGAUGCACCACGAGCCGUAUUUCCAUCCAUAGUGGGACGCCCGAGGCAUCAAGGUGUAAUGGUAGGAAUGGGACAAAAAGAUUCUUACGUCGGAGACGAGGCACAAUCGAAAAGAGGUAUAUUAAGUCUUCGAUACCCAAUCGAGCAUGGUAUUGUAACAAACUGGGACGAUAUGGAAAAGAUCUGGCAUCACACAUUCUAUAAUGAACUUCGAAUUGCACCAGAGGAACACCCAGUGCUUCUUACUGAGGCUCCCUUGAACCCCAAAAACAACAGAGAGAAAAUGACGCAAAUCAUGUUCGAAACUUUCAACACUCCAGCUAUGUACGUAAACAUCCAAGCUGUGUUGUCACUGUACGCAUCUGGCCGUACUACUGGUAUUGUCCUCGAUACUGGAGAUGGUGUCACUCAUACCGUGCCUAUCUAUGAAGGUUAUGCUCUUCCUCACGCCAUUCAACGUCUUGACCUGGCUGGCCGUGAUCUCACCGAUUAUAUGAUGAAGAUUCUUACCGAGCGUGGCUACACCUUUACUACUACUGCCGAACGAGAAAUUGUAAGAGACAUCAAGGAAAAACUUUGUUAUGUUGCGCUUGACUUUGAACAAGAACUCGCCAUUGCCAGUUCCUCAUCUUCGCUUGAAAAAAGUUAUGAGCUUCCAGAUGGGCAAGUCAUUACCAUCGGAAACGAGCGCUUCCGCUGUCCCGAGGUUCUCUUCCAACCUAGUUUCGUCGGAAUGGAAUCACCGGGAAUACAUGAGACCACAUACCAGUCUAUCAUGAAGUGUGACGUCGAUAUCAGAAAGGACCUCUAUGCUAACACCGUUCUGUCUGGUGGCACUUCGAUGUUUCCUGGGGUUGCCGAUAGAAUGCAGAAGGAGAUUCAACUAUUGGCGCCAAGCACGAUGAAAAUCAAGAUCAUUGCUCCACCGGAAAGAAAAUAUUCCGUAUGGAUUGGUGGUUCCAUCCUGGCUUCCCUAUCCACCUUCCAACAGCUUUGGAUCUCUAAGCAAGAAUACGAUGAAUCUGGCCCGUCCAUCGUCCAUCGCAAAUGUUUCUAAAUGAAUUAUUUAUUCUAAUCCCAUGUAUAAAUAACAAUAGUAAAUUAAAU
Molecule: messenger RNA, 1299 nt
Organism: Cylicocyclus nassatus
Lineage: Eukaryota; Metazoa; Nematoda; Chromadorea; Rhabditida; Strongylidae
Source: the annotation of a GenBank genome assembly